AAAAUAAAAUCAAGGAAAAAAAAUAAAAAUCUGAGUUACACAAGGCCGAUAUUAUGCGACAACCGAGCCGCAACUGAACAUGUCAGAUGCAUCUCUGUGUUUAAUUUGUCGACAUCCAAAUCCAAAAAUCUCUCGAAUCACAACUGAAAUGGCAAUUACAACAAGCCUCAUCGCCUCAUCUCCAUGUUUAUCAUCAUCUUGUUUCAGAUCAAGAACAGCCCCAUCUUCUCACAGGGUCCCCCACCAUCGUUCCAUCUCAGCCGUUCACACAACCAAACCAACAAGCCCAUUGAGAUGGAGCGUGGAUAGCUGGAAGAGCAAGAAGGCCUUGCAACUUCCUGAAUACCCAGAUGAGAAUGAGCUCGAAAAAGUGCUUAAAAAGCUGGAGAGUUUCCCGCCAAUAGUGUUUGCAGGGGAGGCGAGGAUGCUGGAAGAGAGAUUAGGGGAGGCGGCUAUGGGGAAGGCUUUUCUGUUGCAAGGUGGGGAUUGUGCGGAGAGUUUUAAGGAGUUUAGUGCUACUUAUAUUCGUGACACUUUUCGAAUUCUUCUGCAGAUGAGUGUUGUUCUUAUGUUUGGUGGCCAGAUGCCUGUUAUUAAGGUUGGAAGGAUGGCUGGUCAGUUUGCCAAGCCUAGAUCAGACCCCUUUGAGGAGAAGAAUGGAGUCAAAUUGCCAAGUUACAAAGGAGACAACAUAAAUGGAGAUGCUUUUGAUUUAAAAUCAAGAACUCCGGACCCUGAAAGACUAGUGAUGGCCUAUACUCAAGCUGUGGCAACUCUUAACCUUUUGAGGGCUUUUGCGACUGGAGGUUAUGCUGCAAUGCAGAGAGUCACUCAAUGGAAUCUGGACUUUGUAGAGAACAGUGAGCAAGGAGACAGGUACCAGGAAUUAGCUCACAGGGUUGACGAGGCUUUGGGAUUCAUGGCUGCAGCAGGAAUCACCCCGGACCACCCUAUCAUGGCAACAACUAACUUUUGGACAUCCCACGAGUGUUUGCAUUUACCUUUUGAGCAAGCCCUCACUAGAGAGGAUUCAACCACUGGCCUUUACUAUGAUUGUUCUGCUCAUAUGGUAUGGGUUGGGGAACGGACUAGGCAACUAGAUGGGGCACAUGUAGAGUUCUUACGAGGAAUUUCUAAUCCCCUUGGUAUUAAGGUGAGCCAGAAGAUGGAUCCAAAUGAACUAGUUAAGCUUGUUGAAAUUUUAAAUCCUAAUAAUAAGGCUGGAAGGAUCACGGUAAUUGUGAGAAUGGGAGCUGAAAAUAUGAGAGUCAAGCUUCCUCAUUUGAUCAGGGCAGUGCGGGGAGCAGGACAAAUUUUGACAUGGGUCUGUGAUCCAAUGCAUGGAAAUACCAUACAAGCACCCAGCGGACACAAAACAAGGCCAUUUGAUGCAAUCCUGAGUGAGGUGCGAGCUUUCUUUGAUGUGCAUGAGCAAGAAGGCAGCUAUGCGGGAGGUAUCCAUCUGGAGAUGACAGGUCAGAAUGUGACCGAGUGCAUUGGUGGCUCACGAACUGUGACUUAUGAUGACUUGAGUGCCCGUUAUCACACCCACUGUGACCCAAGACUCAACGCAUCACAGUCCCUUGAGCUAGCCUUUAUCGUUGCUGAACGACUCAGGAGGAGGAGAAUUAAAUCUCCAAAUUCACUCUUUCCAAGUAUUUAGGUUUGCUCUAUAAAUAUAUCUCUUGUAUUACUUUUUGUUGAGCGAGUAUGAAGGAAAAAUUGGAGGCUUUGUGAUUGACUAUCCAAUUCAAUCUGGAUGGCCAAAGUUUAAUGUUUUGCCUUUUUGCUUGACGAUUUUGAUAGAAGUCCACUAUAGCCAAUGGCUAAAAGAAAUAUGUUAUGUUCA
Daucus carota subsp. sativus is the source of this 1849-nucleotide messenger RNA. Its product is annotated as phospho-2-dehydro-3-deoxyheptonate aldolase 2, chloroplastic. The transcript is spliced from 5 exons. Lineage: Eukaryota; Viridiplantae; Streptophyta; Magnoliopsida; Apiales; Apiaceae. The record is from RefSeq and is a predicted model, not a curated record. Gene Ontology annotation, molecular function: 3-deoxy-7-phosphoheptulonate synthase activity. Gene Ontology annotation, biological process: aromatic amino acid biosynthetic process. Bases 80 to 1663 code for a protein of 527 amino acids.